This is a messenger RNA of Monomorium pharaonis (pharaoh ant), 2352 nucleotides long. RefSeq names its product telomerase Cajal body protein 1 (gene WDR79). The record is from RefSeq and is a predicted model, not a curated record. Bases 922 to 2352 code for a protein of 476 amino acids. Gene Ontology annotation, molecular function: RNA binding; protein binding. The transcript is spliced from 5 exons. Gene Ontology annotation, cellular component: Cajal body. Gene Ontology annotation, biological process: Cajal body organization. NCBI's taxonomy places the organism in Eukaryota, Metazoa, Arthropoda, Insecta, Hymenoptera, Formicidae.
UAUAAAUAUUAGUAAAUAUGUGGUAUAACGCUCUUCAAUUUUUUCAAUUUUGUAAAUUUGUAAUAUUUUCAUGCAUACAGUUUUUUUACAUAAGAAAAUCGUCGCUAAUAAAGGAAAGUUCUCUUUUUAAAAUUUAAUUUUAACAUUUUCUGAUAAUUUAUGAUUAUGAAGAUACUGCGCAAACUCUUUUUAAUAUUAAAUUGUCUUUCAUAAAUUAAAUAAUCUAGCUGUUUUUAUUUCCUGCUCAUACUUUUCAAUAUAGCAAUUUAGAAAUUAAAUAUAAAAUAAUUUAAGUUAUUUAGUCAAACAUUUUAAUAUUAACAAUCCUUGGCUUGUUGUUCAAAACGUUAAAUCGUGUGGCUUAAAUUUAUAUAUGUAUAUUUUUAUAUUACAAUCAAUCUAUUAAUUCUCUGCUAUAAAAUUAAAAUCGUCUCAGAAAAUAAUUUUUAUUUUCAAUUGAAGCAAAGAAUUAUAUUUACCGAUAUGAAUGAAUAAAGUAUAAAGUAUUUAAAUCAUAAUUAACUCAAUUCUUUGUUUAUAAUUUUUUUACCAUCACAAAUUCAUCAUGUUUCUAAUACUUAUCGACAUCAAAGAACUUUAAAAUUUAUAAAUAAAAAAAUAAAAUUAAGCGACAAUUUUUCUUCCCAAGAAAGAUACUCACGAAACUUUCGUAAAUGAACGCAACGCACCAAGCGUGUAAUUCCGUAACUAAAAUGCACAUGUGUUUAUCUUAACCUGACCUUCUCACAGUUAUUAACCUAACUUUAAAGCCGCCAGCGAGAUUCAAAAUUCAACAUUACUCGCGAAACAAUUUGAUGAAAAAAGAAAAUACUACAUGUAAUUAUGCGUGUCACAUUCCCAUGUAUCUAAAUGAAACAACUUUUGUAAGAGAGAUCUAUUUUUACGCAGCCUACAAUAGAGAUGGAAUAUGAAGAGACCGCUGUUGAAUCACUUUCGAUAACACCUUGUGAAACUUUAAAUAGUGAAACAGUUGAAAACGAUCCAGAAAGCGAAAGUAGUGAGACUAAUCAAGUACUGUUGAAUUUAUUCACACCACCCGAAAACUCUUGCGAUCCGAAAAAUACAGAAACUCAUUUGGACUCUAAUGUAACGUCCAACAAAGCUGACUUUCCCAUCCUUUCACAGUCAUAUGUAACAUGCAAUACAUUAACAGAGCAAAUGGGAGAUAAUAAAACUGCAAAUGUCACAGAGCCAAGAAAUGUGAAUUCGGAAGAUGCUAAUUCAACAGAUUCUAUCUGUGUUUUUAAGUAUAAUUGGUCUAUGUCACCGAAAUUACUGCGUGCAGCUACUGAGGAAUAUCAGUCUACAAACUUGUGUGAGAAUUUUACAAAAGGUUGCCAGUGGUCUCCAGAUGGAACAUGCCUGCUUGUACCAUCAGAAGAUUUCAGAAUACGCAUCUACGAGCUUCCUGCAGAAUUGUGGAGCUUCAGCCAGAUUCCAUCUGAUUUCAUGCAGACCAAUUUUACAGCUGCUUUGACUGUCAAAGAAGGUGGCCUUGUAUAUGACACUUGCUGGUAUCCCUUUAUGAAUUCAUGGGAACCUGUGACGUGCUGUUUUCUCAGUACCAGUAGAGAAAGUCCUGUUCAUUUGUGGGAUGCAUUUACAGGAGAAUUACGUGCGACGUACCGAGCUUACAACCAAGUUGAUGAAGUAGAGGCAUCUAUCAGCGUUCAAUUUGUGGAUUCAGGAAAGGAGAUAUGGUGUGGUUUCAAAAAUGCUGUGAGAACUUUUAAUACGGAUCGUCCUGGACGUCAAACAAGCGACAUUCAAUUUAAACAGGAUUUUCCAAAUAUGAUUGGAUUAGUCUCGUGUAUUCGUGAGAAUCCAAUCAUGCCAGGACUAGUUGCCUUUGGCACAUAUUCUAAAUGUAUCGGCUUGUACAAAGAUGGACCAUUGUGUACUUUUAAGACUGGGAGUGGUGUAACACAAAUUGAAUUUAGCCCCUGUGGAAUGAAAUUAUUUUCUGCUGUCCGAAAAAAUACUGAAUUCCUAUGUUGGGACCUUCGUAAUCCUGGACAUGUUCUUUAUUCUCUUGAAGGAAGGCAAUCGGAUACGAAUCAGAGGAUACAGUUUGCUAUUACACCUGACACUAAACAAAUAAUUUCUGGUGGUAUUGAUGGAUAUGUCACUAUUUGGGAAUUACCAGAAACUACAAAUUAUGAUGAAGAAUAUUUGAACCCAAAAUAUAAAAUAAGGCUAUCCAAAGAUUCCAUAAAUGGAGUAAGUUUGCACACACGUUUUCCUAUAAUAGCAACUAGUUCCGGACAAAGGCAAUGUGGUACUGAAAAUAAGUGUAGAGACAAUAGUGUAAAAUUAUGGUGGGUCUCUUAG